AUGUCUCACAGUAACCGGGAGCUGGUGAUUGACUUUCUUUCUUACAAGCUCUUACAGAAAGGAUACAAUUGGAGUCAGUUUGAAGAUGAGAAUAGGACUGAGGCCCCAGAAGGGACAGAGAUACCUAGUACUGUGAAUGGCAGCCCCUCUUGGCACCCUGCUGACAGUCGUGCAGUGAGUGGGGCCACAGGACACGGCAGCAGUCUGGAUGCCCAUGAGACAAUACCAGUGGCUGCUGUGAAGCAAGCUUUGAGGGAGGCAGGAGAUGAAUUUGAACUUCGGUACCGGAGGGCAUUCAGUGACCUGACAUCCCAGCUCCACAUCACUCCAGGGACCGCUUAUCAGAGCUUUGAACAGGUAGUGAAUGAACUCUUCCGGGAUGGGGUGAACUGGGGCCGAAUUGUGGCAUUCUUCUCCGGAGGAGCAUUGUGUGUGGAAAGCGUGGAUAAAGAGAUGGAAGUCUUGGUAGGACGCAUCACCUCCUGUAUGGCCACUUACUUGGAUGACCACCUAGACCCUUGGAUCCAAGAAAAUGGCGGUUGGGUCACCUUCGUGGAGCUUUAUGGGAAUGAUGCAGCUGCAGAGAGCCGGAAGGGCCAGGAGCGCUUCAACCGAUGGCUGCUGACUGGCAUGACGGUGGCUGGUGUGGUCCUGCUGGGAUCCCUGUUCAGCCGGAAGUGACCAUACACUGAAUCUACCUUUGAACCUAUCUGAUUCACCCACUCCAACCCAGCUUGACCUGUACUCUGUCCUGACACAGAGGAAAUCCACUACAUACAGCUGACGUCUAUCAUGUGGGGUCCCAACCCCCUCCCCACCUCCAAUAGUAUGCAAUCUGAGACCCCUGGGCCCUUUUUCUGUUCAAUGUCUAAGUCCUGCAAAAAGAAAAAAAAAACAUGCAACUUCUUGAACCUCUACUACACUUGGGAUGCAAGCUGCCUAGUCAUGACCUCUCUCCUCCCUCAGACUUGCUAGAGCUGUGCCCUUCCCCGAACCUGACCAAAUCAAGAAGGAUCAAGAAACCUUAUAAAAACAUAGAGCUUUUCCAGGGGAAAAAAAUAAAUCAACUUAAUUAAAAAAAAAAAAGAA
This is a messenger RNA of Dromiciops gliroides (monito del monte), 1089 nucleotides long. Its product is annotated as bcl-2-like protein 1. NCBI's taxonomy places the organism in Eukaryota, Metazoa, Chordata, Mammalia, Microbiotheria, Microbiotheriidae. Gene Ontology annotation, cellular component: mitochondrial outer membrane. Gene Ontology annotation, molecular function: protein heterodimerization activity; protein homodimerization activity. The record is from RefSeq and is a predicted model, not a curated record. Bases 1 to 681 code for a protein of 226 amino acids. The transcript has a single exon. Gene Ontology annotation, biological process: negative regulation of intrinsic apoptotic signaling pathway; intrinsic apoptotic signaling pathway in response to DNA damage; extrinsic apoptotic signaling pathway in absence of ligand.